Messenger RNA from Oncorhynchus mykiss (rainbow trout), 2838 nucleotides. It is a transcript of the gene alg11, whose product is annotated as ALG11 alpha-1,2-mannosyltransferase. Gene Ontology annotation, cellular component: endoplasmic reticulum membrane. The record is from RefSeq and is a predicted model, not a curated record. Gene Ontology annotation, molecular function: GDP-Man:Man(3)GlcNAc(2)-PP-Dol alpha-1,2-mannosyltransferase activity. Gene Ontology annotation, biological process: protein N-linked glycosylation; dolichol-linked oligosaccharide biosynthetic process. Lineage: Eukaryota; Metazoa; Chordata; Actinopteri; Salmoniformes; Salmonidae.
GCUCUCACCGAGGUAUAAUAAGAACGGACGCGCUAACCUCAAAUAAAAACCAAUAGUGAACUCGCAGCACAAACAUUUCCGGUUUGGAGGUUGUGUUGUCAAGAUGUCUGUCCAUGAUCAACUUGCUCAAUGUUUGUGUGAUCUAAUCAGGUUGUUGUGGACAUUGCUUCUGCCAUGCGUGUUUCUGUGCAUGCUCCUGACCGCCACCCUGGUCGUGCUUGUCAUGGGGGUGCGCGUGUGGCUGCAGGCAAACAGGAACGCACGGCGAGCGCGUGAUGGGCGUCCCACGGUGGCUUUCUUUCACCCGUACUGCAACGCGGGAGGUGGUGGUGAGAGAGUGCUGUGGUGUGCCCUCAGAGCUUUGCAGAAUAGGUACCAAGAUGUCAACUUCAUGGUGUACACGGGCGACCAGGGUGUGACGAACCAGCAGAUUCUUGAUGGCGCCCGGCGGCGCUUCAACAUCCUUUUACCUCGACCCGUCCAGUUUGUCUUCCUCAAACACCGCCUGUUGGUCGAGGCCAGCCUCUUCCCCCACUUCACUCUGAUUGGUCAAAGUGUAGGCUCAAUCUUCCUUGGUUGGGAAGCCCUUACGGAGUUUGUCCCAGAUGUCUACAUCGACUCCAUGGGUUACGCCUUCACUCUGCCUGUGUUUAAAUACCUAGGGGGUUGUCACGUGGCUAGCUACGUGCACUACCCCACCAUCAGCACAGACAUGCUGUCGGUGGUGCGCGAGAGGAACCCCAGGUUCAACAACGCAGACUACAUCUCCAACAACCUGUUCCUGAGCGCGGUCAAGGUUGUCUACUACUGCCUGCUGGCGCUGCUCUAUGGUCUGGCCGGCUCCUGCAGCGACGUGGUCAUGGUCAACUCCAGCUGGACCCUGAACCACAUCCUGACCCUAUGGCGAGCGACCAACCGCACCUGCCUAGUCUUCCCGCCCUGCGACACCCGCGCCUUCCUCCAGCUCCCGUUGGACGAGGACUCGGACCGGAAGUGCCAUUCCAUCGUUUCCAUUGGUCAGUUUCGACCGGAGAAGGACCAUCGGCUUCAGAUUCGCGCCUUCCGGAAGGUGCUGCAGAAGAAAGAAGCGGGGCUAGUUGCGGGGCCGGGAGGAAGGGAGUCGCUGAGGUUGGUGCUGAUUGGUGGAUGCCGGAACCAAGAGGAUGAGGAUAGGGUGUUGAUGCUGAGAGGUCUGUGCCAGGAGCUGGGCGUGGCGGACAGGGUGGAGUUUAAACUCAACGUGCCGUUUGAGGAGCUGAAGAGGGAGUUGGGGGAAGCUACGGUGGGACUGCACACCAUGUGGAACGAACACUUCGGGAUAGGGGUGGUGGAGUGCAUGGCGGCUGGGACCGUCGUCCUGGCCCACAAGUCUGGAGGCCCCAGGCUGGACAUUGUGGUGCCCUACGAGGGCCGCCAGACGGGCUUCCUGGCCGAGGAUGAGGACGGCUACGCAGACGCCAUUGAGCGCAUCCUGGCCCUGUCACCCUCGGCCCGCCUGGAGAUCCGACGCAACGCCCGCCUCUCGGUCACCCGCUUCUCCGACCAGGAGUUUGAGGCCUGCUUCCUGGCCGCCAUGGAGCCUCUCAUGGGGACACUGGAGCGAUGAGGGGGGGUGGGUGGAAGUGUGUCACGCUCAUGGGUGUGCGCGUGCAUGCAUACUAGCCAUUCUUUUAGUUGACAUAGGAUACAGUUUGUGUUAAAAUGCACCAGGAAUACGUUGACUUAAAUGAAAGAUGUAUUUAUUGACAUGUCAGUCCAGGCGUCCACUCUCUUUCUAGAGGGUCUUAAAUGUUUUGUUUUUGUUUUGUUUUCAAGACCAUUGUAUUUUGUACUUGAGGCAUAAGAUUAGUGCUCGUCUAGCCUCCCAAGUUCCCCGUCUCGAUUGUCAACGCGUACAGAGAGCCGGCUGGUAGACUAGAUUAGUGCUCGUCUAGCCUCCCAAGUUCCCCGUCUCGAUUGUCAACGCGUACAGAGAGCCGGCUGGUAGACUAGAUUAGUGCUCGUCUAGCCUCCCAAGUUCCCCGUCUCGAUUGUCAACGCGUACAGAGAGCCGGCUGGUAGACUAGAUUAGUGCUCGUCUAGCCUCCCAAGUUCCCCGUCUCGAUUGUCAACGCGUACAGAGAGCCGGCUGGUAGACUAGAUUAGUGCUCGUCUAGCCUCCCAAGUUCCCCGUCUCGAUUGUCAACGCGUACAGAGAGCCGGCUGGUAGACUAGAUUAGUGCUCGUCUAGCAAGGACUGGACACAACUGAUUUUGAUGGCAUUCCAGGUUGUCUUUUUUUCAGUCAAACUACAAAUAUCAGAAGAUUAAGAUAAUUAGGUGGGUGCUUACAUUUGUAUUAUUUCACACGUGUGAAUUGGAAAUUGUUUAUAUCCCACCCAGUCAGGGAUCAGCCGUUAUUGACGGCAACCCUGGAGCAGUUGCCUCGCUCACGGGCAUGUCAACAUAUUUUUUUCACCUAGUUGGCUCGGGAUUUGAACCAGCGACCUCUUACUGGCCCAACGCUCCUAACCGCUAGGCUACAUAUAGUGUUUAAUGUGGUUCUUGGGAUGUGAAACAUCUCUAGGCAUUGUGAGAUCUGAUCUCUUGUGUAGUGUGACUACAAAAAAAAGACUACCUGGAAUGACAGCAGUAUCUGACUGUCUUUGAUGAUGACCAAACUCUGUUCGCUGACAUCAGCGAGAGGGUGGUGAUGAGCCUGUAGAGACUAACUUUACAAUUCUGAUGACUGCUGUGAUAAUUAACAUUGUUACUUAACAUUUUUAAAUAACUAGAAAUGCCGUUCUGUAUCCUAAGUAGGAAGUAUUUUUUUUUUUUAUAUUAAAACAUUUAUAAAAUA